UUGUUAAUGAAUCUCAUACUUCUUGGAAGUACCUUGCAAUAGUCACAUAUGCUUUGAUUGCAGCAAAAAUGAAGUUGGGGUGAGAGCACAGUUCUUCUUACAAGUUUGCAUUAUCCACUACUGAUAUUGAUAUAUUUGUAGUAUUACCAGUGUAGUGAUGCCAAAUCAUAACAGUGAAUCAAACACACAUUCAACAAAUAGAGCAACAAUAACAAGUAGAAAAAUAAGAACGAGUGCAUAACUAGCAUUAGAAAUUGAAAGUUUAAAAAAUUGCAGCAAUGUAAAAAAAACAAACAAACAAGCAAUCAUUCUUUUUUCAUAAUAAUCCUGUAUAUAAACAAAUAAUCAAUAACACGCACGCGCGCGCACACACACACACACACACACACAGCAAACAAAUACAAGCAUAAAAUUAUAAACAACCGAAAUAUUUCCAAGUUACGAUUCCAUUUCCCAAAUGUAACCCCCUUAUUAACGAGUGUUUCGCUAUACUCACACCUGUACUCAUAUUCACUCCAAAUUUGGAGUGUCUUGAAUGAGCUGGGUAAAAGUAGGCGGAAAAUAUUGUUGCCUGAAACUAAUAUUAGCUCCACCCAUUUCGUUUGCUUUCCUAUUCAGCCUUACUUUCACUUUCGUUUUCACUAUUACUAUAACUAUUUCACCACUACCUCGUUGCCAUUCAACCAGUCGCUUCACUGUCAUCGUUACUGAUACACACAGCUUCCACAGCUACAUUCAUUGUAUUUAGAAGCUGUCGGGGCUGUCACUGCUUCUUACGCUGCUUACUCUCCGCCGCUGACGUUGCUGUCGUUGCUGACAUUGUCAUUGGGAUAUUUCGGUAUCUCCAGCAUACUGUUAAAGCUUAGUUCAAUGUGCAGGGCUUUGUGUUGUGCAGGAAAUUACCUUCUCGUGACGCUGCAGCAGCAACAGCCGCAACAGCAAGAAGAAGAACAGCUGCAAGAAGACGAGCAGAGUCUACAGUUACAUCAAGUAACACCAACGAUGGGUUUGAAACGCAUGUUUGGAUUUGGAGAAAUGCAAAGCGACGAACCUGAAUUGAGUCAGGAACAAAAAGAGGAGCUCUACGAAGCCUUCAAAUUGUUUAAAAGUCGGAAAGACAAGAUGUCGGUUUUAGACAUUGGCGAAUUUCUUCGUUGUAUCGGAUGGAAUCCAUCAGAAUCAGAUUUGGAGGAAGCUAUGAAUGAACUAGAAAUUAAUGGGAAAGGUGAAGUAUAUCUCUGGGACCUGGAACGUUACGUGGCCAGAAGAAGCGCCGACUGUGUGACAGGUCACGAGAGAACGGACCUGCUGGCUGCUUUCAACGUCUUAGACAAAACGGGAUGCGGUAAAAUUCGUAUAAAAGAUUUCCGUCGUUUCAUGACGACUCUCGGGGACAAAAUGGCUCCCGAUGAAGUCGAAGAAUUAUUGAAAGAGGCGAAAUCUGAAGAUACAGACUUUAUUGAGGUCAAAGAUUUAUUGGAAGCAAUGAGUCUAUCGACCUGAUUCCCUUCACUGGUUUCUUUGACUUGGUACUUCACCCUUUCCUGAACCUCUCCAGAUUCGGAUUAUGGAUAUCUCUGUGAAUGAUGACGUCGACAUCUUUGUUUUUCCUAAAGAAAGCCGAACUCUACUUAUUUAUCUGUGUAAUUAUUAAUGGUUUCCGAAGAACUGAUAAUCUAGCCUCUAUUUUGUUGAUUUUGGAUGAACAGAUGAUUUCUCUGUUGGAUUUCGGGAACAUGUGUGUAGGAAAAGAAAGAAUGAAUGAAAGAAAAGAAGAAAGAGAAAAGGAAGAAAGAGAGAAAGAAAGGAAACGAGAGAGAAAGAAAAAGAAAAGGAGAGAAAUGCUAAUUUUUUUUGGGGUGGGGAAGAACUGUUGGCGGUGAAUUUUGCGGCUCGCGAUGAGAUAUGUUCUCGUUUUCCAAAUUUCAAGUGACACUUACUUUCACACUCAUCUGAGUGACACAUACUGGAGUAAGACUUUAUGAGGAUUUUUUUUUAGUGAUUCUUUAUGAACAUUUAUAUUAAAUGACAUCUACUUGGAUGAACUCAUGCACUUAAAAAAAGUACUUGAAGUUGGUGCUU
Molecule: messenger RNA, 2082 nt
Organism: Octopus sinensis (East Asian common octopus)
Lineage: Eukaryota; Metazoa; Mollusca; Cephalopoda; Octopoda; Octopodidae
Product: calmodulin-like
Exons: 4
Coding region: 871-1503 (210 amino acids)
Cellular component (GO): myosin II complex
Molecular function (GO): calcium ion binding
Source: RefSeq, a predicted model, not a curated record